Messenger RNA from Vitis riparia (riverbank grape), 1967 nucleotides. Its product is annotated as ethylene-responsive transcription factor ERF118-like. The coding region runs from base 626 to 1588 and encodes 320 amino acids. The record is from RefSeq and is a predicted model, not a curated record. The transcript has 4 exons. Gene Ontology annotation, molecular function: DNA binding; DNA-binding transcription factor activity. Lineage: Eukaryota; Viridiplantae; Streptophyta; Magnoliopsida; Vitales; Vitaceae. Gene Ontology annotation, biological process: regulation of DNA-templated transcription.
CCGCUUGGGAAAAGGUGAACGGCGAGGGGGCAGGGAUAGAGACGUGAAGGAGAGAGUGCAGCAAAUCUCAGUAGAGAGAGAAAUUAAAACCAAAACAAGAGAUUUGCGUCGCUCUCUGGUAGCAAGCAUUUCUCGCCCACCCUCAUUUUUUUUUUUUCCCUCUCUCUGUAAACGAGUCUAUAUCACUGUUCUGCACAACUGCAAGAACAGUGAGAGGCUGCGUUUGUGGAGGAACAGAGCAAGAGAGGCUGAAGAGGGGAUUUAUGUCGGCUGAGUUUGUUUUGGUGGUGAUUGGGGCUCUAUUGCAGCUCUGGCGUAUUUGUUUCUCAGUGUUCUACGUUCACUGCAUGCUUCUCCUCUGUUUGCAGCAGAGGACCAAUCUAGUGUUUCCAUCUAUUUCGAUGCGUUUGAGACCAAGAAGGACUUGUUCUGGAGUAAAGUGUUUUGGGGGUUUUCAUAUAAAGCGGUUCUUCUAUCGUUUCCUGUUUUUGAGAGAGGCUCUCACUUGAUACUUCUUAGAUCUUGAGGCUUUUCCCAGUUUUCUCCUAAUUUUUGCUAUUUAAAAAAAUUUUCCUAAAAUUUUCUGGUAUCUUUCUGUAAUUUUUGGGUGGAAAUAUUCCAUCGGAUGCCUGAGCCUCGGAGACAGCCAAUGAUUCAGGAUAUGCCUUUCAAGAGAGCUAAAGAAAUUUGCUCUGACUUCAAGAUGAGAAAAAUCCGGGUUAUAUGCUAUGAUCCGGAAGCGACUGAUUCUUCAUCAAGCGAAGAUGAAGGAGGAAUUUCUAAAAGAGAGAAGCGUGGGAAGCGUAUUGUCAGGGAAAUCAAUCUACCCGUUGCUGGGUCGCCGCAAUCCAAUGCCAUCGAAACGGAGUCUUCCUGUCAAGAUAGUAACAAUGGUGGCAAAAACCCUAAAAAGAGGUUUUUACGAAAGCCCCCAUCUUCGAAAUACAGGGGCGUUCGCCAAAGGAAAUGGGGCAAAUGGGCUGCGGAGAUUCGAGACCCCUUUAGAGGUGUUCGCGUCUGGCUGGGCACCUACAAUACUCCAGAGGAGGCUGCCAAGGCUUACGAGUCCAAAAGGCUCGAGUUCGAAGCCAUGGCAGCAUCGGCCAACAAGAGCCAAAAUGUUUCUUCCUCGGUAGUUGUCUCCCAGUCUCAAUCCCAUAACCCUGCUGUUUCCGACGACUCUGAUAGCUUGUUAUCGCACACUUCGCCUUCUUCCGUACUCGAAUUAGAGACCUCGACUUCACACUAUAAUGGAGGCGGCCACGGCACUGAUACAACCAAAGAAGGUGUCGGAACCAAUCUUAUCCAUGCUAAUGGGGCUGAGCAGCAAAAACCCAUAUCUGAUUUUGCGGAGGAGCCAUUAAUGGCGCCUCCAAUCGGGCAAGAGCUGAACAUGGAAGCAGAGUUCGAAUCAUUCUUUGACGACAACAAUUGGGGCAGGAUUCUAGAUGACUUUAACUGCUUGGAUGAUCUUAGAAUUUUCGGUUUUGACAAUGAAGAGCCCAGCGACCUUCCCGACUUCGAUUUCGACCUGGGCAAUGACGAGUUUGCCUGGAUGGAUGAACCCCUCAAUAUUUCAUGCCCAUAAGUUUUGCAGCUAGGAAUAAUCAGUGGUAGUAUUAUAGUGGUCCUUUUUAUCUAUAAAUGCAACAAAAAUACAUCUCAUGAACGGUAAGCUGAGUUCUUGAGAUGGUGAGUGCCUGUGUGAGUGAUUUUUAUUUAUUUGUUUGUCGAGAGACAUGGAGAGGAAUGAGCUCAUUGUACAAGGAGAGGGAGUCCUCUGGGUUUUCCUGUGCUGUUAGAGCAGUCCAAGGGCUUUCCAUCCUCAAUCCUCCCUGGAGGGUUGCAACAGGGUCACCACAGUUUUGCUCAUUUUCUCCUCCUUUUUCCUUCUAUAAGUUUUAUAUCUAUAUCUAUAAGUUUUAUAUGUUUGGUGUUCAGUUCUUAUGAAUGAUUUGUUAGAGCUA